Molecule: messenger RNA, 747 nt
Organism: Acanthosepion pharaonis
Lineage: Eukaryota; Metazoa; Mollusca; Cephalopoda; Sepiida; Sepiidae
Source: the annotation of a GenBank genome assembly
AUGAAUGAAGUUUAUUUAUGCCAACUUCAGAUUUUCUUUUGUGCUUUCUUUAUUACUCAGACAAAUUUCAUUUUUACAUUUGAAAAACAGUUACUUUAUUUACUAUGUCAUCCUUUUAUUUCACUCUAUCUCUCUCCACUUUUGCCUUCUCUUUCUCAUCAACAUUUUUUCUUUUUCUUCUUCUUCUUCAUCAUCAUCAUCACCUUUUUCUUCUUCAUCACUAUCAUCUUCUUCUUCAUCAUCAUCAUAAUCUUCUUAUCUAUUUUUCUUAGUUUUUCUUUUACUUCUUGUCAUCCUUUUUCAUUCACUCUAUCUCUCUCCACUUUUGUCUUCUCUCUUUCAUCAACCAUUUCUUCUUUUUCUUCUUCUUCAUCGUCAUCUUGUUCCUGUUCUUCUUCUUAUUAUUUUUCCUUUUUUUCCUUUCUUUCUUACCAUUUCAAUCUAUUCUGUAUCCAUUUUUCUUCUUCUUUCUUUCUUUCAUAUUUUUCUUUUACUUUUAGUCAUAUUUUUCAUUCACGUUCGUUCUCUUCUUUUGUCUCCUUCCCUCUUUCUACCUCAAUUUUUAUCAAAUAUUUCUUGUUAGUGUCCUUCUCCUUCUUAUGCCUUUCCAUUCAACAUCAAUUAGCCUUCCUUUCCAUAAUUUUAAACUUGAGGCUAUUAUUUUUCUUUCGUCUUUUUCUCCCUUAUUUCGCGAAGAAUUUCUCUUCGUUUCACGGGGAUCUGAAGAAUACUAAAAAAUGCUAUUAA